UAGAUAAUAACCACAUCCAUUCAUUCACACCUCUAUUUCUAUACCACGGAACCAACCCAUGGACCCAACACCAUCCACAAUAACCACCACCAACAUCACCACCACAAAUCAAACACUCUCAUCACAUCCUUACAUCUGAAACAAACCAAAAAUGCGCCUCACAACCCCAACCCUCAAAGCCAUCACCCCCACCAAACCAACCACAAACAAUACUAGUAUAAAAGCAUCCUACCCCUGGCUCCAAAUCCUCAAAGCAACGACCCUCCAACACCUCGCCCAAAAAACCGGGAUUAAGAGUUCCGGCCCCAAAGCACUGCUCAUUCAAAGAUUAGAGGGCGAACUUCCCCGUUGUGAGUACCUGCAUCAUGGGUCUGGGUCUGGAUCUGGCUCUACUCGCAAGAAUCCAAAGGCAAGGGAACUUAGGAUUCUGAGUAUUGAUAUGGGGAUUCGGAAUUUGGCGUUUGCGUGUUUAUCCGUGCCGCCUGAUCCCGCUUCUUUGUCUGGAGGAGAUAAUCUUGGGAAGAAUUAUGAGGGUGGAGGUGGAACUGGAAAUCAAAUCGUUCUGGAGGCGUGGAGACGAUUGUCUAUUCCGCGUAUUAGGGAGGAAUUUAAUCUUCCUGUGUCUAUGUCUAUGUCUGAGUCGUUGGCUAAGACGGGGAUUCGGUUGAUUGCGUCUGAGGAGGAACACACCACCACCACAGAUACUGGGGAUAGUAUCACUUCCCCAGCAGCCACAAAAGAAGAUUUCUCCCCCGCUGUCUACGCUCACCAUGCAUACUCCCUCAUCACGACACUUUUGGAUCUCUAUAAACCUACACACAUUCUGAUUGAACGACAACGGUUCAGAAGUGGAGGUGGGUCGGCGGUGCAGGAGUGGACGAUUCGAGUGGGUGUGUUUGAGGGGAUGUUGUAUGCUGUUUUGAGGACUUUGAGGGUUGCUGUUGGGGGAGAGGGGGGGUUGGUUGGUGGUGAAGUGGAGGUUUGGGGUAUGGAGCCUGGAAGGGUGAGUCGGUUUUGGGGUGAGGAGGGUGAUCAGAGUAAUGCUGGUGAUGGGGAUGGGGAUGGUAAGAAGAAGAGGAAGAGCGUGCGGGAUGUCAAGAAGAUGAAGAUUGGGUUGGUUGGGGGAUGGUUGGGAGAGGAAAGUGGGAGGGUGGUGGUUGGGGAGGAUGGAGAAGUGAGGAAAUGGGUGGAUGCGUUUUUGGAAAAGUAUCAAGGGAAGAGAAGUAAAAAGGGAGAUGGGAAAGUGGAGAUUGGGAAACUGGAUGAUUUGGCGGAUUGUUUGGUGCAGGGAGUUACUUGGCUUGAGUGGCAGCGGAUGCGCCAAAAGGUGGUUUUGGCUGAGGGGCGGAUUGAAUGA
This is a messenger RNA of Aspergillus sclerotioniger CBS 115572, 1357 nucleotides long. RefSeq lists its product as uncharacterized. Gene Ontology annotation, molecular function: DNA endonuclease activity; flap-structured DNA binding; Y-form DNA binding. The record is from RefSeq and is a predicted model, not a curated record. Gene Ontology annotation, cellular component: mitochondrion. The transcript has 2 exons. NCBI's taxonomy places the organism in Eukaryota, Fungi, Ascomycota, Eurotiomycetes, Eurotiales, Aspergillaceae. The coding region runs from base 152 to 1357 and encodes 401 amino acids.